Molecule: messenger RNA, 1098 nt
Organism: Penicillium malachiteum
Lineage: Eukaryota; Fungi; Ascomycota; Eurotiomycetes; Eurotiales; Aspergillaceae
Exons: 1
Coding region: 1-1098 (365 amino acids)
Biological process (GO): protein phosphorylation
Molecular function (GO): protein kinase activity; ATP binding
Source: RefSeq, a predicted model, not a curated record
AUGGUCAAAAUCAAGGGGACCGCCAAGCUGUUCAAAGAAGACCAAGAUAUAGAACUUUCGAUCUUUGCGCCAUUUGCCGAUUACCUCUCUCCUGAAGUUCGCUCUAUCACCGUCGAUGAUGAUGGUCUUCUUAUCGGAGUUUCGACAGAUUCAGGAGAGGACAAUAGUCCAUAUGUUGCAUAUCCACCCUUAGCAAUCUGUGACACCCUUUCUUAUUGUCGGAAAAUUCAGAAAUCUGAGUUACAAGAGCUCGAUCGGCUUGGUCCAUUUGUUGAUCUUGUGUCCUAUAAGGAUGAGGGCGGGACGCCUCACAAGGUUGUUUUCAAGUUCAAUGUGAUGGAUAAGCCGCUCAGACUACAAAUGGCCUGGGACGAAAUCAAUAUUCUAAGCCUUUUACCGCCACAUCCUAAUAUACUACCAUUUGACCGUAUUGUGGUCGAAGGAGAAGAAUCCAGGGUGCUUGGCUUUACAACGCGGUAUAUCCCAGGUCAAACGCUGGACAAUCCAAAAAUCCCAUUCCGGUUUGAAUGGUUGCAACAGCUCACUCAAGUGGUGGAUUUUCUCAAUUUGGAAUUAGGGAUUAUGCAUCAAGAUAUUGCUCCUCGGAACCUUCUUAUCGAUGCCGAGACUGAAAAGAUUCUCCUUUUCGACUUUGACCGUGCUGCAUCCGGAAAGAAAAACUUAUCUAAUGGUCCAGACGAUGUGACUGCCGUUGCAUUCACUCUUUAUAAGCUCAUUACAAAUCACGAGUCCUUCUCGCAUAUCCCUCAUUGGGAUCGAACUAUACAUCGGGUUCAAAAUAUUUCUGAGUGGCCGAGUCACCGCCCCUUAGAUGCUAAAGUGGCCAAAUUUCGCAACUUCUUGAAUGAAUGGAUAGAAACACGAUCUGAUGGGGAUAUGAAGCGAUAUCUCAAUGCACCACGUCGAUUCACAUGGCCGGACCGGCCUGAAGCGUCUGAGUACAGUGUACCAUUCCAGUUGGGCACAUUCACAGAUGGCAAACCAUAUAUGACAACGGGUCCUCGAUCUAGAAGAACCGCAAUGAAGUUGGGCAGUAUUGCUUUCGCUGGGAACGACCCCCACAGAGCCGGUUGUUGA